Molecule: messenger RNA, 927 nt
Organism: Ustilaginoidea virens
Lineage: Eukaryota; Fungi; Ascomycota; Sordariomycetes; Hypocreales; Clavicipitaceae
Exons: 2
Coding region: 1-927 (308 amino acids)
Biological process (GO): double-strand break repair via homologous recombination
Cellular component (GO): Slx1-Slx4 complex
Molecular function (GO): 5'-flap endonuclease activity; crossover junction DNA endonuclease activity
Source: RefSeq, a predicted model, not a curated record
AUGAAUCACGUUGCGAAGCCAAUCCCGGCGCUUUACACGGUCUACGUUCUUCGAUCAACCGUCAGACACGCGUCAUUGUACAUUGGCUCAACCCCCAACCCUCCCCGUCGCCUCAAGCAACACAAUGGCGAGUCCAAAGGCGGAGCAAGUCGCACAUCUCGCUACAGCCUCCGGCCCUGGGAGAUGAUUCUUUUGAUUUCUGGCUUUCCGAGCAUGAUUUCAGCGCUCAAGUUCGAGUGGGCGUUGACAAACCCGCAUCUUUCUCUGCACAUUCCGGAUAAGGAUCGCGUGUCUGUUUCAACGCAGAGGAAGAAGAAUGGCAUGCCGAGAAGACCUCUUCACAGUCUCAAGUCAAUCAUGUCGAAUAUCCACCUGCUGACGGGCGUGCCAAGCUUUGCGCGAUGGCCACUCAAUGUGCAUUUCCUGGCCAGGGAAGCAUAUACGGCAUGGGGAACGAGGAUCAAAUCAACGCAGCAGCCCAGCGGACAAGGUCUGCGUGUCUUGACAGACUUUGGUGAGACACCGGAGGCUGGGGCUCGAGGCGGUCUCGGUGGCAUCCAUGCUCUGCCCUUGGACUACGCCCCAAUGGCCGAGUAUGUUAUCAAAGCAAAUGAUGUGGUGAGAUUCGAGCAACAAGGAAACUGCGUGCAUUGUGCGCACGAGCUCGAAGCCGGCAAAGGGCUCUACGCAAUGUGUCCGAACGGCAGCUGCAAGUCUAUGGGACAUCUGGUUUGCUGGAGCAAGCAUGCCUUGUCGGGGGAGGACGGCGGACACGUCAUACCCAACCGAUGCCGGUGCCCAUCGUGUGGGGGAGAAAUCAGAUGGGUAGAUAUGGUCAAGGAGCUGAGUGUACGCGUGCGGGGGGAAGCUGAUGUCGAAAAGAUACUCAAGGCUGUGGCAAAGGCGAACAAAGUGCCCGUGUCCUGA